CUAACCAGAGGCUAAGCAUAUAAUUAUUAUAAAUCAACGUUGAUUUAUUAUAUUCUCUGGUGCUCUGGUGCAACCAUAGAAAUCUAUAAAUAAAAUUUACAAACAAAUUUCCAAACACUGGAAGCGUGGCAGUGAUGAUUGAAGACAACACCGCGACCGCUCGUUGUAUUGACUGCCUCUGACAACUCUACUGAAGUCCAUCUGCAAAGACUUCUAUGGACAUGAGUCAAGGUCUUGAACCGGUUGUGAUAUCAGUUGAUCCAGCAGUAGAUUGGAAGCACUUUUCUAAUUUUGAGGAGUUGUUGUCUGGUCAUGGAUCAUGCUGGGUAUGAGAAGCUGUCGGCUCAGCAGUGCAGGGAUCUGCCCGAGGAGUGCACUCACGCCGCACACUGUAUCAUCUACGCUCACAACGACGACAAACUCUGGGGAAAGUUUCCACUCAGAGCAGCAGUCAUGAUGCAGGUCAGGUUUGACGGACUGCUUGGGUUUCCCGGAGGCUUGGUGGACAAGGGAGAGAGCUGGGAGCAGGGGCUCAAUAGGGAGCUGCAGGAAGAGAUCGCACUCGACCUGGAAAGGUUCCGUGUGGAGGAGGCGGACCAUGUGGGUGGGUAUCUGCGGAGGAAGCCGCGGCUGCGGUGCUACCACUGCUACGUCAAGCAGGUCAGCCUGCAGGAGUUUCUCUCUAUAGAGACUGCAGCGUACGGCGCCCCUGACUACGGAUCGGAGGUGUUAGGGGUGAUGCGAGUUCCUCUGCACACUCUGGAGGAUGGGAAGGGUGGACUGCCCGCAUUUCUGCAGAAUCGCUUCGUCGGUGCAGCGAGGGACCAGCUCCUCUUCGCUCUGCAGACGACAGGAAUCAUGUCCGGCGAUGACAUCACUAGCGCCCUCUGCUGGGACAGCAGCUGAUGUUUGUACUGCAGACGACAGGCAUUGUGACCUCUGAUGACAUCGCUAGCGCCAUAAUCAUUAAUCAGGCAGGCUGUGUAGCAUUACAUUUUACAUUUUUUGCAUUUCUUAUUAUGCUGUACCACACUUAUAAUGAAAAAUACCAGCCAAUGAAUCUAGAAUAUAGAGGCACAAGAGAGCUGAUACAAUUGUUUACUGGAUGGUUACAAUUAGGAUUAGGGUUAGUGAGCAAGGUUAGAGUUGGUAUUAGAAUUGGGAUUAUGCUUACCAAACCGCAGCAUUACCCUAAACCCAAUCUUAACUUUUAAACUAACUACAACCCCAACCCUACAAUUAAUUAUAAUCGUUACCCCUGACGCUAAUUAUAAAUUUGCAGUUUGAUGUGUUCUAAAGAUUGCAGCACCUCAAAGUGAAAUGGGAAUUUCUUGCAGAAUGCUAAGUUGCCUGUCUUCUCCCUUUCAGCCCCCAUUCCAACUCCUCCCAGCUGGUUCAAUGUAGGCUAAGCAAGACUUAAAAGCACCUGUUCUUGGUUAUAGUGCUGAAAAUAGUCAGAGAGGGAAGCUUCACAAUCCUAAAGUUCGGUAUCAAUCUCAACUGCCCAUUUCUAUUCUAAUUUUUACUUAUCCCUAUAUAUAUAUAUAUCAAGAGUCCAUGAUAGAAAUCAUCUCUAUCAAUCUCUAUUAUGGACUCUUGAUAAAUAAUAAUAUAUACAUGUAUAUAUAAAUUCUCCACAAGUGUGGUGUGACAUAUCAUUAAUCGGGAAAGUGCAAUUGUUAUGCAAGCCAUUUCACUCUGGUUAGUAAGAGUGGUGGUACUGGCCGUCGAAAUGCCAAUACGGCACUAAAACAUUUGUGUAUUUAGAUUAUGUGUAUUGUUAAAUCAAAUAAACAACUACACCAUGAUUUACAAUGAGGUAUAUAGAAUAACGGGUAUCACGUUUAUAAGAAUUUUAUUAAUAAAUAUUCUUUGGUAUAUUUAUA
Messenger RNA from Priapulus caudatus, 1886 nucleotides. Its product is annotated as U8 snoRNA-decapping enzyme-like. The transcript has 6 exons. Gene Ontology annotation, molecular function: snoRNA binding; phosphodiesterase decapping endonuclease activity. The record is from RefSeq and is a predicted model, not a curated record. Bases 313 to 906 code for a protein of 197 amino acids. Gene Ontology annotation, biological process: mRNA catabolic process; sno(s)RNA catabolic process. Gene Ontology annotation, cellular component: nucleus. NCBI's taxonomy places the organism in Eukaryota, Metazoa, Priapulida, Priapulimorpha, Priapulimorphida, Priapulidae.